GUGCAACAAAUGUUUUUGGAAGUGUUGGGAAAGUAAAUGUCGAGAGUUGGCAUUGCUGCAUGACUUUGUGUGGACAUAAUGGUGAUGUCCUGGAUAUGGCAUGGUCUCCACAUGAUGCGUGGCUUGCGUCUUGUUCUAUUGACAACACAGUGAUUGUGUGGAAUGCUCUUAAGAUGCCAGAAAUGGUAGCAGUACUGAAAGGUCAUUCUGGACUAGUGAAGGGUGUUGCAUGGGAUCCUGUAGGCAAAUAUAUGGCUUCACAAUCUGAUGACAAGACAUUGAGGCGCUUCAAUUCCAACAUUCUGCAGAAACAAUAUCAUUCUUCAUCGAAGCCUCAGCAGUACUGCUGUUGUGCAAUUGGUUCUCGAGAUCGAUCGUUAUCAGUAUGGCUUACAGCACUCAAACGACCUCUUGUUGUGUUGCACGAGUUGUUUACUAAUUCUGUGCUUGAUCUGUCAUGGAGCUGUACAGGUCUGCAGUUGAUGGCUUGUUCAUGGGAUGGAACUGUUGCUUUUGUAGAGUUCUCAGAAGAUGAACUUGGGAAACCACUUACAAUGGAAGAGAAGACAAUGCUUCAUGAGCACAUGUAUGGCAAGUCACUAUCAGCUGCCAGUGGUGCAGGUGCAGGUGUGGUGGAGACACCAGAGUUGCUUGCUGUCCGGGAGAAGGCAGAAAAAGCUGCAGCAGAGAAAGUGGCAGCAGACACUCGGCAGACUAACGGAUCACUGGAACAGCCAGCUGCUUCUGUAUCCCAGCCUUCAACACCUCUUAAGGGCCCCACCAAUAAACAGAUAGAGACUCGUACUUCAGAUGGAAAGAGAAGAAUAACACCUAUGUACAUACCUCCUGCACCAGAUGCUGGUGAUAUUGUUAUUAAAAUAAAUUUUUUGUAUUUUCCUCACAAGGAUGGGCCUCGCCCUUUUGGGUUGGCAAUUACUGGUAGUGCACACCAGCCAACAUUUAGCAGUUCCUCUGAGACCAAAAGUCGUAUUAUGACUGAAAAACGGGAUGAUGUGGUGCGGCCAAAUGUUAGUAGCAGUGGAGGAACUCCUGGUUCCAGCAAAUCUUGUGAUGGCACACCAAGCCCUGCUGGAAGUACACCUGUCAAAGGUGUUCAGGCAGAUAAUAGCCUAGCUGGAACCCAAGUAGUUAUCGGAGUAACUGACAACAAGCAUCGCUCAACAAGCAAUGCAGAAACGAAACUGGAGCUGCAGAAAGUAGAAGGCAGUGCACCAGUUGCUGCAAAGAGACGGCUGGAUAGGGAGCCAUUGGGAGGGAAGGGGAAGCGGAUGCGUCUGUUACCACCAGCUGAUAGCAAACCAGCACCAUAA
This is a messenger RNA of Schistocerca piceifrons (Central American locust), 1331 nucleotides long. RefSeq names its product protein HIRA-like. Gene Ontology annotation, cellular component: HIR complex; nucleus. Lineage: Eukaryota; Metazoa; Arthropoda; Insecta; Orthoptera; Acrididae. The transcript is spliced from 6 exons. Gene Ontology annotation, biological process: DNA-templated transcription; chromatin organization. The annotation marks the transcript as partial. The record is from RefSeq and is a predicted model, not a curated record. Gene Ontology annotation, molecular function: protein binding; nucleosome binding.